AGCCGCCCGCCCCGCCACAAUCACGGCAAUCAGUGCCGCGCCCGGCCCGGCCCCGCCGCCACCAUGGCCGGGGCCAUCAUCGAGAACAUGAGCACCCGCAAGCUGUGCAUCGUCGGCGGGAUCCUGCUGGUGUUCCAAGUGAUCGCCUUUCUGGUGGGAGGUCUGAUCGCUCCCAGCCCCACUACAGCUGUUCCUUACAUGUCGGUUAAGUGCAUUGAUGUAAGAAAAAACCACCACAAGACCAAGUGGCUGAUGCCCUGGGGACCCAACCACUGUGAGAAGCUCAAGGACUUUGACGAGGCCAUCAGCAGGCAGAUCGAGGCCAAUGACAUUGUCUUUGCUGUGCACAUCCCUCUCCCCAGCAAGGAGAUGAGCCCCUGGUUCCAGUUCAUGCUCUUCAUCAUGCAGCUGGACAUUGCCUUCAAGAUGGACAAUGACCUGAAAGAAAAUGCAGAAAUUACCCUGGAUGUGUCCUUAGCGUAUCGUGAUGACAUGUUUAACGAUUGGCAAGAAAUAGCACAUGCAAUAGAGAUCAGGAAGCUGAAAUGCACCUUUGGCUCCCCAAAAACCCUGGAGUCUGAGGGCCGUCACUACGACUGCGACUUCCUUCCCUUCAUGGAGAUCGGCAGCGUGGCUCACAAGUACUACCUCAUCAACAUCCGCCUGCCCGUGAACGAGAGGAAGGGCAUUAAUGUGGGCAUCGGGGAGAUCAAGGACAUCCGCCUGGUGGGUAUCCACCAAAACGGAGGCUUCACAAAAGUGUGGUUUGCCAUGAAGACCUUCCUCACCCCCAGCAUUCUGAUCAUCAUGGUCUGGUACUGGAGGCGGAUCACGCUGAUGACACGCGCUCCUGUCCUGCUGGAGAAGGUCAUCUUUGCUCUGGGAAUUUCCAUGACAUUCAUUAACAUCCCGGUGGAGUGGUUUUCCAUUGGAUUUGACUGGACAUGGAUGUUGCUCUUUGGGGACAUUCGACAAGGCAUUUUCUAUGCCAUGCUGCUGUCCUUUUGGAUCAUCUUCUGCGGAGAGCACAUGAUGGACCAGAAUGAGCGGAACCGCCUCUCGGGGUACUGGAAGCAGGUUGGACCCAUAGCUGUUGGCUCCUUCUGCCUCUUCAUCUUCGACAUGUGUGAGAGGGGAGUGCAGCUGAAAAACCCCUUCUACAGCAUCUGGACCACUGAGGUUGGCACAGAGCUGGCUAUGGCCUUUAUUAUAGUCGCAGGAAUCUGCUUGUGCCUCUAUUUUCUCUUCCUGUGUUUUAUGGUCUUCCAAGUGUUCAGAAACAUCAGUGGGAAGCAGUCCAGCCUGCCAGCAAUGAGCAAGGCCCGCCGCCUGCAUUACGAGGGGCUGAUCUUUAGGUUCAAGUUCCUGAUGCUCAUCACUCUGGCUUGUGCAGCUAUGACAGUCAUUUUCUUCAUUGUGAGCCAGGUGACAGAAGGCCACUGGAAGUGGGGGGACAUCACGAUACAGGUGAACAGUGCCUUCUUCACCGGCAUCUACGGGAUGUGGAACCUCUACGUCUUCGCACUCAUGUUCCUGUAUGCGCCGUCACACAAGAACUACGGGGAGGAUCAGUCGAAUGGUGACCUGGGGGUGAGCAGCGGGGAGGAGCUCCAGCUCACCACCACCAUCACCCACGUGGAUGGCCCCACAGAGGUUUACAAGCUGGCUCGCAAGGAGGCUCAGGAGUGACACCGGGAUGUCGGGUGCGGUGGCGGGCACAGGACGACGCAAUGCCCUCCUGCAGGAGCCGUGUCUGACGUCCCUUGCCUUUUGAGCACCACAGCUUGUGUGUCUCCACAGAGCAGCGACACCGAGCAGAACGUUUGUAAACUUUCAUAUGGUGUAGUUAUUCCUGGGGGGAGGGCUGUGUAUAUUGUGUUACUCUCGAGCACAUAAGUACCUGCUAGGAAAGCAUUAAUGUCGCAAAGUCGCACAUUCAGAUGUGAGGAGGUGGCAGACCUGACCCUGAGCAGUUUUUGUUGUUAAGCACGAAGCUGGUGCUGAUGGCGACUUGGUGAGCACUUCUGCUCUUCUCCUUGUGUGUGACUUCAGACAGGGGCUCAGGCUGGACUGGAGUUAAUGCCUCAUUUUUCACAGAAUCAUUAAAGUUGGAAUAACUCCAAGGCCAUCACAUCCAACCCCAGCCCACCCCACCCCACAGUGCCCAGUAUAACAGUAAAAAAAGAAAAAGAGGCUGCUUUUCUCAGCCAUCUACAGUCAUACUGAACCAUGUUUGAGGUCUGUGUUUCCCCCUGCAGCUCCACAGCAAUCCUCUGCCACUUGGAUGAGGCACAGCUGGGGCGGAGGGCAGGCUGUGAUGUUUUAAGUCCUAGAAGAACCUCCGUGCUCCAUCACGGGCUUCACGGCUGUUUGUUACAUACAGGGGAAUGUGAAAGCCAGACAACAGGAGCAGUGUGUGCUCCUGCCCCUUCCUCACUGAUGGGAGCUGUGGGUGGUGGUGGAUGCCCCCAGUCCAGGUGAAGGCUCUCAUGUGCUGCUGUGUCUGAAUGACUGAAAUGGCUGUAGCUCAGAAGUGCUGAAUGCUUCUUGCAGAAGUCCCUUCGGGUGGGUUUGGAUACUUGAACUGGAACGCUGACCGUUACUGCUAAGUUUGUAUGUUUGUAAGGUGGGUGCUGGUGCUCCUGUGCUCCCAGUGCAAGUGCUGGGGCCUUCAGCAUGUGGCAGAGAGAAGCUCAUGAGCCACGUGCUGAAGGAAACAAGUGGUAGGCAGAGCAAGCAGGGUGUAUGGCAGCAGAUCUGCCACGCAACGUGAGUUACGUGCACGCACAGCCCCAGCCCCUCCAUCCCCCUCAGCUGAGCGCUCGACUUUGCAACUUUAAUGUUCUUCUUACGCUGGGUUCUUACGUGAUAUUUAUGUUGUCCCCAUAGAUGUGUCCAUGGUUUCUUUUACGGCGUAGUGUAGCGUUGCAUUUUUGUAAAGGCUUUUUACAAAUGGGGCAUUGCAGCUUUAAAACCAAAUCUUGUGUCCAACACUAACAACUUGUUUACGGGGUGUGUGUACGUGUGAGCUGUGUGCGUGUCUCUGGUUUUCUUUCUUACUCCCUAAGCUCUACUCAUACGGCUCACAAAUAGUCCCUGGAUCUUACUAAAGUGUAUCCUUUGUUUGUUUAGGUUGAGUUCACUUUUUACAGAAUGCUUUUAAGCAACCUGGAAAACGUGUAGAUUUGUUAAUUUAAAUAAAAUACACGGUCUUGUGGUU
Messenger RNA from Coturnix japonica (Japanese quail), 3220 nucleotides. RefSeq names its product Wnt ligand secretion mediator (gene WLS). Gene Ontology annotation, cellular component: organelle membrane; endomembrane system. Gene Ontology annotation, molecular function: Wnt-protein binding. Gene Ontology annotation, biological process: Wnt signaling pathway; Wnt protein secretion; intracellular protein transport. Lineage: Eukaryota; Metazoa; Chordata; Aves; Galliformes; Phasianidae. The record is from RefSeq and is a predicted model, not a curated record.